ACGCCGCAUACAGGAUCACCAGCAACCGAGCUGGGUGUAUCUCGUAACUACAUACAGGAGAGUAUAAGAGCCAUGAGCCGCCCACCUAGAGAGAGGCACGCUUGACGCUCACAUUCGUUUUCCAUACGCUCUUUCAGUCAUUGACUUCUCGAACUCUCCAUUUUCCGUCAUUCUUUCUGACCCGUCAUUCUUUACAGACACCUACCAACCAAUUCACCAUGAAGUUCUCUCAGGUCCUCGCUGUUGCAGCUGCCAGUCAGCUCGCCUCUGCCCACACCACCGUCUGGAACAUCCUCGUUAACGGAAAGGAUGCCGGUGUCGGUAACACCCAGGGUGGAUACAUCGACUCUCCCCCUAACAACAACCCCGUCACCGAUGUCACCUCGUCUGCCAUGACCUGCAACGUCGCCGGCGUCAAGGCUGCCAAGUCUAUCACCGUCAAGGGUGGUGACAAGAUCGCUUUCGAGUGGCACCACGACAACAACCAGGCCUCUGACGAUAUCAUCGCCUCCUCCCACAAGGGUCCCAUCAUGGUCUACGCCUCGAAGGCUGGCUCUUCGUACUCGUGGACCAAGAUCUGGGAGGAUGGCUACAGCAACGGCAAGUGGGCCGUCGACAAGCUCAUCGCCGGUUCCUACACCGGCAAGCCCGGUCAGCACGACCUGACUCUCCCCAACCUCGCUCCCGGCGACUACGUCCUCCGCCCCGAGAUCAACGCCCUCCACGAGGGUAACCGCCAGGGCGGCGCCCAGUUCUACAUGGAGUGCGUCCACAUCAAGGUCGAGGGCUCCGGCACUGCCCAGCUCCCCGCCGGUGUCUCCUUCCCCGGCGCCUACAAGGCCACCGAUGCCGGUGUCCUCUUCGACAUCUACUCCGGCUUCACCAGCUACCCCAUGCCCGGCCCCAAGGUCUGGGACGGCGCCAGCUCCGGCUCUACCCCUGCUCCUGCCACCACCACUGCGGCCGCUGCCACUCCUGCUAAGACCACCACUGCGGCCGCUAAGCCUACCACCACUAAGGCUGCUGCUGCGCCCGCUAAGACUACUCUUGCUACCGUUGCUAAGCCUGCUCCUACUAACGCUGCUGGCGCUGCUGGCUCCGUUGCUAAGUGGGCUCAGUGUGGUGGUAUUGGUUACACUGGUGCUACUGCUUGCGUUUCUGGCGCUACUUGCACUAAGCAGAACGACUACUACAGCCAGUGCUUGUAGAGCGUCUGUUUGCUUGUCUAGGCGUCGGGAGACCUGACGAUGGACUGAACAAAAGUGUUUGGUAGUGUCUUACAUGACUAUAGAGCCGCCUUUUCGAUUCGAUUGUAUAUAUCUAAUGACGAAUGGACUUCGAGUUCUUGACCCCGAUACGCUGCUUUUUUUGUCAUUCUAUCGCCGCUGAGGAUCGAACGGAUUGACAGACUGCUGCUCAUAACCACUUAGCUGUCAAAGAUGCAGUUGGUCAUUGCUUCGUGAACAUGGACGUGCAUAUAUAUGAAUUCAGGUUAGUGUUUGGUUAGGCUGCUUCUCAACUGAGCAUAAUCAUCUCUCCGCUACCAAGAAAAU
Molecule: messenger RNA, 1553 nt
Organism: Macroventuria anomochaeta
Lineage: Eukaryota; Fungi; Ascomycota; Dothideomycetes; Pleosporales; Didymellaceae
Product: carbohydrate-binding module family 1 protein
Exons: 1
Coding region: 219-1208 (329 amino acids)
Biological process (GO): carbohydrate metabolic process
Cellular component (GO): extracellular region
Molecular function (GO): cellulose binding
Source: RefSeq, a predicted model, not a curated record